This is a messenger RNA of Penicillium pulvis, 579 nucleotides long. RefSeq names its product signal peptidase complex subunit 2. The transcript has 3 exons. Gene Ontology annotation, biological process: protein targeting to ER. Bases 1 to 579 code for a protein of 192 amino acids. The record is from RefSeq and is a predicted model, not a curated record. NCBI's taxonomy places the organism in Eukaryota, Fungi, Ascomycota, Eurotiomycetes, Eurotiales, Aspergillaceae. Gene Ontology annotation, cellular component: membrane; signal peptidase complex.
AUGGCGACUACCAAGGUGCCUAUUUAUUCCACCAACGACCUCAAAUCCACUAGCGAUGACGCCCUAGUUCCCUACUUGACCAACCUCCCCGCGCCCUACACCUUCACCCCAGACCACACCAAGACCAACGUCCGCUUCGCGCUGGGCUACAGCGCCGUCGCAAUCUCGGCAUUUACCUUUUACGCAGACCGCAAGCUAGGCUGGGAGGCCGCCACAUCGACAUGGGUCAUUGUCGCCGUAUGCUCGUACUUCAUUCUUAACACCGCCCUGACAUAUUGGGUUUGGGCCGUGGAGGCUGGAGAGGUAUUUCGCGGAAAGCGAAAGACUGGAGAGACCAUAUCUAUCUCCUCGUCUGUUAUUAAGAACUCCGUUCCCUACAAACUCCACAUCCAAUACAAGUCCCCUGCUGGCAAGGUCCUACAGGACAAGCGCAUCGUAGCUCCUUUUACAACAUGGUUCUCGACUGACGGCGUUUUUCAUCCGGAGCCGUUCCGACGCUGGUUGGCGAGUGAGGUUGAUGUACUAAGACUUGCGGCGAAGGAGAGUGAGAAGAAGAACGCUGGUGAUUCGGGACGAUAG